AUGGCCUUGCUAACCAGCGCCCAAGUCUCCUCACAACCUAGAUACAACGAAAUCGGCGUGCAACUGCUGAGCGCUCAUGUGUUCAACCAAAUAUUCCCCGACGGCUGCGAGCCGCCCCCCGAAGAGCUUGUCAAGCUGUCAAAGGAUCAUUUAAAACGCCAUGACCUUCUGGGGAAGAACACCGACAAUUCCAGACCCAUCGCGUUCGACUUGCCACAACUGCAGGGACGUACUCUCGAUGAGCACUUCCACAAACUUGGCUCCGACAGUGCGGACCCGUACCUUGCGUACGCCAAACAAUUCGCCCUAGCUAGUGCUCCUCCAAAGCCCAGAAAAUGGGUUCGCCGUAGUGGAUGGACGAAAUAUUAUCCCGAUGGAAGAAACGAGCCCGUCGACGUUCCCGAAGAGCACAUGUUGUGCUUCGAUACAGAAGUCAUGUGGAAGGAAAGUCCAUUUGCUGUCAUGGCCUGCGCCUCAAGUCCCACGGCUUGGUAUGCAUGGCUGUCUCCUUGGCUGUUGGGAAAGUCGAAGAAUCAUCGCCACCUUAUACCCCUUGGUGACCCUGCCAAAGAGAGGGUCAUUGUGGGACACAACGUCGGAUACGACCGUGCCAGGGUGCUGGAGGAGUACGAUAUUGCGCAGUCCCGAAAUGCGUUCAUCGAUACAAUGUCCCUUCACGUCGCUGUCAACGGCAUGUGCUCGCAACAGAGACCAACAUGGUUAAGGCACAAGAAGAAUCGCGAACUUCGAGAUCGGGUUGCGAGCCAAACCCCCGACAACGACCUUGCAGAACUCUUGACCAGCAAAAGUGUGCAUGACGAAGAGGAACUCUGGGUGGAGCGUAGUUCGAUAAAUUCCCUGCGUGAUGUGGCCAAGUUUCACCUCAAUGUGUCCAUCGACAAGGCCGUGAGAGAUGAUUUCGGCGAACUUGAUCGCAAGGGCGUCUUGGCCAAGUUGGACGAAUUGAUGGACUAUUGUGCUGCGGAUGUGGCCAUCACACAUCGCGUUUACCAGAUUGUGUUCCCCAAUUUUCUCGAGGUCUGCCCUCAUCCGGUCAGCUUCGCGGCCCUACGUCACUUGGCAUCCGUCAUUCUACCCGUCAACAAGUCGUGGGAUGCGUACAUUGCGAACGCUGAAGCUACAUAUCAUAAGCUAUCUGAUGCCGUUCAGGAACGUCUCAUUGAAUUAACCGAGAAGGCGCUGGGGAUUAAGGAUGACAUGGACAAGUGGCAAAACGAUCCCUGGAUGAAGCAAUUAGACUGGUCUGGACAGGAAGUUCGCAUGGUCAAAGGGAAACGUAAGAACGAUCCACCACGCCCCGCGGCCAGGCAGAAGAAACCGGGGAUGCCACAGUGGUACAAAGACCUGUUUUCAACAAACGAUUCGCCCAUCAACGUCACAGUUCGCACGCGGAUAGCGCCUCUGCUUCUUAGGCUGGCCUGGGAUGGCCACCCCUUAUUUUGGUCGGACAAGUACGGGUGGACUUUUCGAGUUCCACGAGGCGAAUCAGCAAAGUACAAGGCAAAGCAGAUGGUCAAGUGUACAUUUGACGAAACGGAGCUUGCUCUCAGGGACGAUGAAGACCACGACUAUUUCAAGCUUCCACACAAGGAUGGUCCGACAGCCCGAUGCGCCAAUCCUAUGGCAAAAGGAUAUCUGCGUUACUUUGAGAAGGGAACACUGUCGUCACAAUACGAAUAUGCCAAAGAAGCUCUUGAAAUGAAUGCUUCAUGCUCUUACUGGAUAAGCGCGAGAGACCGGAUCAUGUCUCAAAUGGUGGUGUAUGAAGAAGAUAUUCCCAAGGGCCAGGCCUCGACACGACGACGACGGGUCAAGCCAAAGGCAGAUUCUCAAGGUUUCAUCUUGCCCCAAGUCAUUCCCAUGGGGACGAUCACCAGGCGGGCAGUGGAAAAUACGUGGCUGACGGCAAGCAAUGCAAAGAAGAACCGCGUUGGUUCUGAACUAAAGGCCAUGGUGAAGGCUCCUGCGGGAUACUGCUUCGUAGGGGCUGACGUCGACUCCGAGGAGCUCUGGAUUGCUAGCCUGGUUGGGGAUGCGACAUUCAAAAUCCAUGGUGGAAAUGCUAUUGGGUUCAUGACACUAGAAGGCACAAAGGCAGCGGGUACGGACUUGCACUCACGGACAGCCGGCAUCUUGGGAAUCACGAGAAACGACGCCAAGGUGUUCAACUACGGCCGUAUUUAUGGUGCCGGCUUGAAGUUUGCGGCAACGCUGUUGCGACAAUUUAAUCCCAGCUUGUCCGAGAGUCAGACCAUGGAAGUGGCCUCGAAGCUGUAUGCCAAUACCAAGGGCACAAAGACGACUCGCAAGAUAGUUCAUAGUAAGCCAUUUUGGAGAGGCGGUACGGAGUCCUUCGUCUUCAAUAAGCUUGAAGAGUUUGCCGAGCAAGAACGACCGCAGACACCAGUUCUCGGAGCUGGAAUCACAGAAGCUCUGAUGAGCCGCUUCAUUAGCAAAGGUGGCUACCUCACAUCGCGAAUCAACUGGGCCAUUCAAUCCUCCGGAGUCGACUAUCUGCACCUGCUUAUCGUCUCGAUGGAUUUUCUGGUUAGGAGGUUCAACAUUGACGCUCGUCUAGCCAUUACUGUCCAUGAUGAGAUUCGAUACCUUGUCAAAGAAGCGGACAAGUACCGCGCCGCCAUGGCUCUCCAGGUUGCCAAUGUCUGGACUCGAGCAAUGUUUGCUCAGCAAGUUGGCAUCCAUGACCUCCCCCAAUCUUGCGCGUACUUUUCAGCGGUCGAUAUCGAUCAUGUCCUGCGCAAGGAGGUAGACAUGGACUGCAUUACUCCAAGUCACCCCACGGCAAUCGCGCCCGGCGAAAGCUUGGACAUGAGCGCACUGCUGGAGAAGGGGUCAGAGGCGAUGCUAGACCCCACGAUCAUUCCAGACGCGAGGUGUGCACCCCGGCCCGAACAGUACAAGUAUACCCCUCGCGUUCCAGUGAUGGAGACAAUGCAAGACGCUUCCGGGCAUGGUUUGUCUUUCAUCAAAGCACAAAUCAUCGACAGCGAUGCCGAGCUUGGGAGCAUGGUAAAGAACAUGAGGAAGGCGGAAUCAGCAGCAGGCGCCAACAAGGAGAAGUCGGUGUCUAAAAGAAGACUGACAAAUGUGCUGCCAUACCACGCCCAGCCGCAACUAAUCCCCAUGGAAGAGCCCAUUUCUGUCUCAGAGGCGCUGCGCACCAAGUAUCGAAGUGGAGAGGAUGGCAGGAACAGGUGGUCGUGGCCCAGGGUGCCUAGCAAGGGCUCGAGGACAAGCACGGGGUUGUAG
This is a messenger RNA of Metarhizium album ARSEF 1941, 3291 nucleotides long. RefSeq names its product DNA polymerase gamma. Gene Ontology annotation, biological process: mitochondrial DNA replication. The coding region runs from base 1 to 3291 and encodes 1096 amino acids. Gene Ontology annotation, molecular function: DNA-directed DNA polymerase activity; DNA binding; 3'-5' exonuclease activity. The record is from RefSeq and is a predicted model, not a curated record. NCBI's taxonomy places the organism in Eukaryota, Fungi, Ascomycota, Sordariomycetes, Hypocreales, Clavicipitaceae. The transcript has a single exon. Gene Ontology annotation, cellular component: gamma DNA polymerase complex; mitochondrion.